Messenger RNA from Mya arenaria, 3645 nucleotides. Its product is annotated as sorting nexin-14-like. Gene Ontology annotation, cellular component: late endosome. Gene Ontology annotation, molecular function: phosphatidylinositol binding. Lineage: Eukaryota; Metazoa; Mollusca; Bivalvia; Myida; Myidae. The transcript is spliced from 31 exons. The coding region runs from base 11 to 2803 and encodes 930 amino acids. Gene Ontology annotation, biological process: autophagosome maturation. The record is from RefSeq and is a predicted model, not a curated record.
CCAUCACAAAAUGGCUGUCCCCCUAUAUGUUGUCAAAUAUUACAUCCAAGAACACUCAAGAUUUUCAAUUUUUCUUUCUAUAUUGCUUCUUAUUACACUUUUAUUUUAUAGGUAUAUUUUAUUUACCUUAUUGGUAUGGUCGUUUGUGCUGGGAAUAAUUACAGCUUAUUCUGUGAUCAGUAAGGACUUUAUGCUGCCAAACUUGCUGCCAUAUUUGAAAUUCAUCAAGAAGUCAAAAGAUGGUGAGGGUGACGAUGAGUUCACAUUGCUCAAGUCUGUGUGCACAGUCUGUGGCCAGAGGCGAUGUCCCCGCCACAGACCUGAGCUGAACAUUCUUGCCUUCCAACCAUGGACUGGACUGGACAUUCAUGAGUCUGUGGACCAGGCUUUUGAAGAGUUCCUGAGUAUAGUGCUGAAUGAGUUUGUGUACACAUGGUAUAGGAAGGUAAGUCCAGAUGAGGAGUUUGUGGAUGAGCUGCGGACCUCCAUACGGUUCCUCUUCUCUGUUCUGCUCAGGAGAGGGAAAAAGGUGGACGUUCCACGCCUGGUGACGGAGAAGUUGAUGAGGGCUGGGCUGCAACACCUACAUGCCUGUCUACAGGCCCGGGCUCAAGCUAAGGAAGGGGAGGACCUUCAGGAUGCCACAUUAGCCUUUCUUGGCCCUAACCUUCAUUAUGCCAUGUCAUCACGCAAGGCUGAACAGGAAUACAUACGUAGACUCGUCGAGAAAAUAUUCCCAUACGUGUUAAGACCUCAGGCCCUGCAGUCCAAGGCUAUGUGCGCAUUACUGAGGGAGAUCCUAGCGGCGUCUGUCAUCAUGCCAGCGAUGGAUGCUAUUGCAAACCCAGAUAUGGUGAACAAUAUGAUCCUGAUAUUUUUGGAUGACACCCCUCCUCCCCCACCCCCAGCUGUGCCCUCCCCGAAGGUCUCAUUCCUGGCCAACUUCAGCAGGCAGUGCCGCUCCUUCAGUGACCCAGAACAACCACCCAAACUCAGCAAGUCUAGCCUGCGGUUUGUGCUUGGUGAUGUGAUGGACCCAGACCACCCGAAAAUGCUCUACCCGUUCAUGCAGUUCCUGAAGUCUGAGGCCGCCGUGAAUGUCCUGCAGUUUGCACUUUCAUGUGAGGAUUUCAACAAGAAGAUCCUGGACCCUGAGUUGAGCCAGCAGGACCUGGAGAAGUUGCAUGCGUCUGUGCGUGAAUUGUACAGGAACUACCUUGCCCCAAAUGCCCCUGAUAAAAUCAAACUGGAUGAGAGCAUUGUUACAGAACUACAGGAGAUUGUGGACGGUGACCCAGAGGAUGUGAUCCAGCUGCGCCGCUCAACCCCCAUGUUCCGGGCAUAUGAACAUGUAUAUAACCUCCUCAACCAUACAUUCCUACCACUCUUCCAUCAGAGCGAAGAGUACUACAAGAUGAUUAUUGGAGACAGAUUGGCCUCGCAGACAUCAAAGGCUGCAACAAAUACAUCUUGGAAACAAAAGCCUGUGGGAAUAGGUUCCAGAAUCACCAAGGUCUUCAAACCUUCAGUAGACAAAUCUGACACUAAAUCAGUAUCAUCACUGGAUCUAGUGGACGGGGAGAACAAUGAUGAGGCCGACACAAUCACUGUCCCUUCUGCAAGUUCGCUAGAGGGCGGGGAGAAUGAGGUGACAGACCUGGAUCUUGCCAUGGAGACAUUCCAGCCCCACGACCUCUCCACCUGGCGGGUCACAAUCCCCCGCCUCGGCAACAGACCCGACCCAGAAAACAACAAGAAGAGCUUUUUUGUGUUCAUUGUAGAUGUCCGGAGGGUGGAUGUGCCGGAUGAGGGGAGAGCCAUGUGGGUUGUGGCGAGAAGAUACCACGAGUUCUACAUUCUGGAACAGAAACUGAAAGAGUUCCAUGGUGAGUUGGAGAAGUGCAGCCUGCCAGAGAAGAAAAUGUUUGGAACAAAAAACCAGGACUUCAUAGAUGGAAAAAGGGAACCAUUUGAACAGUACCUACAGCGACUGUUGACCCUGCCUCACCUGAAAGGCAGCCAGCUUCUCUACAACUUCCUCACAUCAGAGAAGCCUUUUGAGUUUGGACUGGACAUUAACAUUGGUCGAGCUUUGAACAAAAUUCCCAGGAAACUUGUAAAAGAGAAAGGGCAACAUUUGGAUUCUUUCCUGCACAACUUUGAAAAGAGUAUUGAACCAUCUAAACCAUUGCCAUGUAAAAUGGAGCGCAGGGAUUCGUCAGCCUCACUGCUGUCAACCUCCAGUUUAAAGUUGUCCCAGACGAUAUAUGAGAACAAUGCGAGUGGGCUGGAACAGCGUGACAGAGUACAGGGAGACCUGCUGACGGAGAGGAGAAACGUUGAGGGGGUCUAUGAUACAAUCAUCUAUAUAGCCCGGUAUGUGUUUGAGGUGCCGGUAUGGCUACACCACUGCCUGUACACUGCCCGAAUGUUCAUGAAGGAGACGCUGGAGGGAUAUCUAGACUGGUACAUUGAACACAAGGUCGCCAUGGUUACCCAGGAACACAGGCUUGUCAGCCUCAUACACCUGCUCAGAGAUGUGCUGUUUUUUGACACUGAUCCACCUAGGACAGAUGAUGAGAAGAGACAGAGAUACGAUGAGGUUGUUCAAGGAUGUCUCGAUUUUCUGCCAAAGGGCGCUGUGUUGGCGAUGGGGGAGGAGAAACACCGGGCCGGCUCCCUGACUGUAGUCCACUGUCUACAGCAGCCCAAACUCAACAAACAGUUAAGUUAUGUCUUCCUGGACAUCCUGAUGACAGAGCUGUUUCCCGAGAUAACAAACAAUAAGCCAAUCAGCGUAUGAUAUCCUGUCAUUUAUUAUGAGGAGCAGGAGUGCAGUGAUGUCAUGAAAUCAUUAGAUUUUAGAAAGAACAUUCCAGCUUGAUCUCAUUAUAAAUACGCAUAUUAAUAUGUAUUUUUAUUAGCUGUGCAAUAUUUCUAUGUAUUUCAAACAUUAUUUGCGUUUUGACAAUAAUCAACAAGAUAAUCUAAAUGCACUAGUGGAAACGAAAUAUUCAUCUUUUACCUCUUCUGUUUUUUUUAAGAAAAAAAAAUAAGUGGUAUUGUCAUAGACUUGGUGCCAUCGUCUUUGUUAUGCAAAAACUUAAAUCUUGGACAUAACUAAUAAUCAUGUUGCCAGAAACAAUACAUACUUGUACUUACAUAUCGAGGCUGUGGCCCUGACUUUUUAAAAAAUGUUGAGUUAUGUCUUUAGUUUUUGACUGAAAAAAACAACAAAAACAGACCGACAUGUGCAUCAGCUCUGCACCACUCUUGUUAUUUAAAAGAUGAUUAUGUGAUGUAAUUACAUAUACGGUAUUACAUUCUGAUAGAUUUGGUUACUAAGUUAUAUAUAUAUGCUUGUAUGCUUUCAUUAUGACAAUAAUGUUAUAAUUAAUCUGUUUAUUAAUGAGUUGCCUGUGAUAGAUUUUCAUACUUAAAUGUCUUAGAAGUUUUUUUAAUAGCAGUCAACACAAAGUUGCACUACUUUCUAAACAUUCUAAAUGUGGUGGUUUGUUUCAUAUCACUGUCUAAAAUAUCUAAUUGACACUUUUUAUUGGAUUAUAGGAGAUUACAUGUUGUAAUUGAGUUUUUGUCUGUUAUACGAAUUCAAGACAACAUCUUUAUAUUAAAUUUUACAAACUG